This is a messenger RNA of Rodentolepis nana, 549 nucleotides long. Lineage: Eukaryota; Metazoa; Platyhelminthes; Cestoda; Cyclophyllidea; Hymenolepididae. The record is from the annotation of a GenBank genome assembly.
AUGGCUGAUGACAAUACGAAGUUGAGUCCACCCAUACGCAUUCGUAAAAAGCGAAGUGUCCAAUUCCUUGUCGAUUGUCAUCUUCACGAUGGUGAGUGUUCCGGCGCUUUGAACGUCGCAGAAUUGUCGGGCUACUCCUCUUCCCAUGAAGGCGACAAUAUAUCAAUUCGCAGUGCCGGAUCUGCCAACAGAAUAUCAACCACAUAUCCCGUUCGAUCAGCAAGUCCACGGCCAUGUUCCUCAGUAGGCUGUCCAGAUUCUGGAGAUGAAUGCGAGGAUGGAAGUCCAAUCACAAUCUCCAGACCUGAGGAUGCUCCUGAAGAUCUUGCUGUCUUCGAUAUUGGCCUUGGAAUGCUCAGACAGCAUACCAUCUAUAAAGUCCAAUUUCUUGUUCCUGCUGCCGGUCGAUUGAACUCAGAAGAUGUUGAGUUGGUUAGAUCAAAUGUUGUCGUUCGGGGGGAUGGGAAACAAUUCCAAAUUUCAUCUGACAUUGAUGUCAUUAAUAUUGAGUACAUGAAGAAUGAUAGCUGUAAGUUCAGGUUUUUAUAA